AUGGGGGCUGGCUAUGACAACAAUGACGACGCCGCGGCCUUCACGCCAUCCGGGAACGGCAAUGCUUCGAAGGCUGUUCUUACAGGGUCCAUCGACGACGAGCUGCUUUCGAAAGUCUUGCCCCGCGUAGACACGAAUGCCAUUGAAGAGGCGCGUAUCACCAUUGGCCAGGAAUUUGAUGACAGCGAUCUUCAGCGUCCUCUUUCACAGUCCAGCGUACUGGCUAGAGGGGAGAGCUCCAACAGGGCCGCGUGA
Messenger RNA from Colletotrichum spaethianum, 255 nucleotides. RefSeq lists its product as uncharacterized. The record is from RefSeq and is a predicted model, not a curated record. NCBI's taxonomy places the organism in Eukaryota, Fungi, Ascomycota, Sordariomycetes, Glomerellales, Glomerellaceae. Bases 1 to 255 code for a protein of 84 amino acids. The transcript is spliced from 2 exons.